Coffea eugenioides is the source of this 663-nucleotide messenger RNA. RefSeq lists its product as uncharacterized. The record is from RefSeq and is a predicted model, not a curated record. Bases 1 to 663 code for a protein of 220 amino acids. The transcript has a single exon. Lineage: Eukaryota; Viridiplantae; Streptophyta; Magnoliopsida; Gentianales; Rubiaceae.
AUGGCAUCCAUUGAUCUUGAAGCUGCACGAAUACGAACUUCGACUCUGCAUUUCACACCACAUUCAUCAACUUCUUCUGGGCUUAACAAGGCAAGGCCGUUACUACGUUGCAUGAUAUGGGCACUAAUUUUGCUCGUAAUAGCAAUUAGUGCAUGCACCUUCGCUGUGUGGUACGUUCUUCGUCCAAGAGUACCAAUUAUCCACAUUAACUCGUUCGAUAUAUCGAAUUCCACUCAAUAUAAGAUGGGAUUCACGGUAAAAAACCGCAACUUGUUAACGAGUUUGUGGUUUUGCACUUUGAAUAUGUCCUUGUUUUACAAUGGUCAUAAGAUUUCAAGUUCUUCUUUGGAGACAUUUUCUCUGAACAAAAUGAACGAGACAACCCAGAGUGUCGAGUUUGCUGUAGCCUCCCCAAACAUUUGGUUACAGAUUGAAGAAACAAAUGCUAUUGAUGACAUGGGAAUGGAAGUGACAAGAAAAAGACUAAGUUUCGAUGUGGAAGUGAGGGAUUCUGUUGUCAUCUCUGCUGGGAAGUUGUAUUACAACAAGAAGAAAAUGGAAAUCUUAUGUCAGGAUCUAAAGAUGGAGUACUUCUUUAAAGAGAGGAGCUGGAAAUUCAUGGGUGAAAAGAACUGCUUAGUUCGUUUUAGUAAUGCUUCCUGA